Messenger RNA from Lolium perenne, 2916 nucleotides. Its product is annotated as ent-kaur-16-ene synthase, chloroplastic. Gene Ontology annotation, molecular function: magnesium ion binding; terpene synthase activity. The record is from RefSeq and is a predicted model, not a curated record. NCBI's taxonomy places the organism in Eukaryota, Viridiplantae, Streptophyta, Magnoliopsida, Poales, Poaceae. Gene Ontology annotation, biological process: diterpenoid biosynthetic process.
UUCUACUCCUAUAUAUGUAGACACAUCGACCAAACCUUCAUCUCUCCGGCCACUCUAUCCAGUUUUCAAUGUGGCCGUUGAUGUCGAACACGAGAGUAGCCGGGGCCUCUUCGGCCCUCCCGGCACAUCCCCGGCAGGCGGCCGGUAGCGCUAGUGGCCACACCCUUCCUUCGGCUCCAGCUCUGGCGCCGCCGCGGUUCGUGUCAAAGCCCCGUUCGCACCAACACCGAGCGAACCUUCUUCGCCUUGCCUCCGCCCCUGCUGCCGAGCACGGAGCAUUCUUCUCUGGCGGCCGUCAUCCUCCUCCUCCUCCCAUGUCCUCCGUGCGCUGUUCUGCAUAUGCCGACAAGAGUUUGGUAGGAGAAGAUACAAACCUGCGAAACAAGGAACGGGAGGCUAUAAUAAAGAAACAGCUCCAGGAUCCUGAACUGUCACCGUCUCCAUACGACACGGCAUGGGUGGCUAUGGUGCCCCUGCGAGGUUUUCCUCAGACUCCAUGCUUCCCUCAAUGCGUCGACUGGAUAUUGCAAAACCAACGUGAUGACGGAUCUUGGAGUAUCAGCGAACUCGUCUUGCCGACCAGCAAGUCUGUUCUCUUAUCGACAUUGGCGUGCGUUGUUGCCCUUAAAAAAUGGGAUGUUGGCGCAGAGCACAUCAGAAGAGGGCUACAAUUUAUUGGAAAACACUUCUCCAUCGCUAUGGAUGAGCGGACUUAUGCUCCUAUAGGCUUCAGUAUUACUUUUCCUGGUAUGGUUAGCCUAGCCAUGGGAAUGGGUUUGGAAUUUCCUGUUAGACAAAAUGAUCUUGAUGUGAUUCUUCACAUACAACAGAUGGAAUUGAAAAGCUUCUCUGAGGGUAAAUCUUACGGGAGAGAAGCAUAUAUGGCUUAUGUUGCUGAAGGGCUAGGAAACUUGCUGGACUGGAAUGAAGUUAUGAAGUUCCAAAGGAAGAAUGGAUCCUUGUUUAACUCUCCUUCCACUACCGCUGCUGCAUUAAUCUACUAUUAUGAUGACAAAGCCCUCCAAUACCUAAAGUCUCUCCUUAGUACAUUUGGUUGUGCAGCACCAACAGGCUACCCAAUAAAUAUUUCAUGUCAGCUUUUAAUGGUGGAUUCUCUUGAAAAGACUGGUAUAUCUCAUCAUUUUUCUAAUGAGAUAAAGAGCAUCCUGGACAUGACACACAGUCUGUGGUUACAGCGAGAUGAGGAAAUCAUGCUGGAUGUAGCAACAUGUGCAAUGGCGUUUCGUAUUUUACGAAUGAAUGGAUAUGAUGUUUCCUCCGGUGAGCUCUACCAUGUUGCUGAAGCCGCCAAUUUUCAUAAUUCACUUCAAGGAUAUUUACAUGAUACAAAAUCAUUAUUGGAACUAUACAAGGCUUCAAAUGCUAGCAUAUCAAAAACUGAAACGAUCCUAGAUAACAUAGGUGCCUGGUCAGGCAGCUUAUUGAUGGAACAACUGCGUUCAUAUGGUGUGCAGAAAGUGCCAAUCUUUGAGGAGGUGGAGUAUGCUCUUAAGUUCCCCUUUUACGCCACAAUGGAACGUCUAGAGCACAAGAGGAACAUUGAAACUUUUGACAUUCAGGGUUAUCAGAUGCUGAAGACAGAAUACUCGCCAUGUCGUGUGAACAAAGACCUUCUUGCUUUGGCUAUUGAAGAUUUCACUUUUUCUCAGUUUAUUUACCAGCGUGAACUCCUACAUAUUGAAAGUUGGGUGAAAGGGAACAGGUUGGACCAUCUUCGAUUUGCACGACAAAGGCAGACAUAUUGCUAUCUCGCUGCUGCCGCUACCAUAUUCCCUCCAGAACUGUCUGAUACUCGCAUUUCAUGGGUCAAAAAUGCUAUACUCACAACUAUUGUUGACGACUUCUUUGAUAUUGGGGGAUCAAAGGAAGAGCUAGAAAACCUCAUAACAUUAGUUGAGAUGUGGGAUGAGCACCAGAGACUUAAGUUUCACUCUGACAGAGUACAGAUAGUAUUCCAUGCUAUCUAUGCUACAGUAAAUCAGCUUGCAGCGAUGGCUUCUGCAGCACAAAACCGUGAUGUUAGGAAACACCUGAUUGAAGUGUGGAUAUAUACAUUGAAGUCUAUGAUGACUGAAGCAGAAUGGGGUAGGGUCCAAUAUGUGCCAACAAUUGAUGAAUACAUGACAAAUGCAAAACUUUCCUACGCAUUGGGGCCUAUCGUGCUCCCAUCAUUAUAUUUUUUAGGACAAGAGCUCUCGGUGUGCGUUGUGGAAGAUCAAGAGUACGAUGAGUUAUUCAGUCUAAUGAGCACUUGUUGUCGUCUCCUGAAUGACAUCCAAGGCUUUGAGAGGGAGGGCAACCAGGGAAAAGUGAAUAGUGUUUCACUAUAUGUUCUUGACAGUGGUGGUUCUUUGUCCACAGAAGCGGCUAAGAAGGCAAUACAUGACUCUAUAGCGUUGUGUCGGAGAGAUUUGCUAAGGCUAGUUCUUAUGGAAGAUAGUGUUGUUCCUAGGCCCUGUAAGGAGCUGUUUUGGAAGAUGUGCAAGAUAAAUCACUUAUUCUACUCGCAGACUGAUGGAUAUAGCUCACCAGAAGAAAUGAUCAGCACAGUGAAUGCAGUUAUCUAUGAGCCUCUGAAAUUGCAAAUUAGCGAUCCAUCUUUGCUAUUAAACCGGAUAAGUAAGGAUUUUGUAAAUGACCAUGCGCUAUCCUCAGAAGAAAAAAUAAAAAGGGAUCUGGUAUAGUAUAAAUACCAUGUUUAAUUAUGUAGUGGGCAGAUGAUCAAAUAUAAGCUAAUUUAAACGGUUAAAUUGGGAAGUCUCAUGAGGAACGGAGAUCACUCUUUCCCCUGUAGUUCCGGUUUCUUGUGUAAAGGUCAUCCGGAUAUCGACGUUGUACUUAUUAAAGGCAUUUUUCUUUCUUAGUGCAAAGACAAUGCUAGUGGUUUGGUUUCUA